AGCUCUCAAUUCUUCUCCCAUAUCCAGAACCCCUUUCUCCCAUCCAGAUCUCGAACCCCUUUUCUCCAUUUUCUCCAAUCAUCAGUUUUCACCCCUUCCAUCAUCGAUCACCAUUCUCAUCACUGGUUCCUCAUCAUUGAUCUACUUGCCUUCGCCUAAAAACAGUUGCAAGUCAUUUCCUCCAUCUCAUAGCAGCCGAACAGCCCCUGGGUCUCCCCUUACCUCUCUCAAUUGCCAGCUUCCUCAAUCUCCUGUCAUCUUCACUACUUGGGCCUCCAUUUCCGACAAGAUUUCUUUUCAGCCUAAUUCUUUCUCCUUCUAGGUAUACUCGAAGUAGGGGUUUUUGGGAAGGUAGUGAGAGAGAAGAACGGAGUCGGGUCCCGUGGAUGGGAUCCCUCCAAUCAGAUCUGGAUUUACCUUUCUCCAUAAAGUUUUGCGAUGUUUGUUUUCUUUUGAUGCUUUUCAGUGAAUUUUUUAUAGUCUAUAGUUAAAUUUGGUGUUAGAGAAGGGCAGAAAGUUGCUUUAAUUCAAAAGCUGAGUUUUGCUGAGGGACAGCUUCCAGUUAGAUAUUUGGGGUUGCCUUUGAUUUCAAAAAAGCUGUCUCCUGGGGCAUGUCAACCUAUUAUCAAUAAAAUUCAUUAGAGAAUUGGCUCUUGGGCAACGAAAUUCCUUUCAUAUGCAGGUAGAGUUCAACUAGUUAAUUAUAUUCUAUUCCACAUUCAAGUUUUUUGGAGUGGUGCUUUAUUGAUUCCUAAGAAAGUGUUAAAGCUAAUUGAUGCUGCUUGUAGAAAUUUCAUUUGGUGUGAUAAAUGGAAUUAUAAUGCCAUGUCUCUUGUAGCAUGGGAUGAUGUAUGUGUGCCAAAGAAAUAAAGGGGACUAGGGGUGAAGCAGUUGCUGCAUUGGAAUAAGGCAGCAUUAGGCAGACUGGUCUAGAAUAUAUGUCAACAUCAAGAGUCGCUAUGGGUUAAGUGGGCAUAGGUGGUGCUGUUGAGGGGUGAAAAUUUUUGGAAGGUUAAAAUUCUAGUGGAUUGUGCUUGGACAUGGAGGCAAGUUUUAAAGCUUUGUCCUUUAUUGAAAAAUAUCAUUUGGAUGCAAGUGGGAGAUGGAAGACAGGUUUCACUAUUCUAUGAUUGGUGGGCAGGUGAGGUAAGGUUCUGUGAGUUGAUCUCAAAGGAUGAGAUUGCUGUUUGGGCCAUGACCUUACAAUUAGUCAGUGGUGGGAUGGUUUAGAUUGGACCAUUCUAGAUAGUCUUGUGAGAAGACAACCCAUGCUUGUCUAGAUUAUUAGAUGUCAAAAACUAUCUCAACAAGUGGACAAGGCUAUAUGGAAACCUGCAAAGAAUGGUUUGUUUACUAUUUUGAGUUGCUAUGAGUUCCUAAGAGUGAAAUGCCCUAAGGUAGAAUGGCAUCAUAUUGUUUGGGCAGGGUGCAUUUUCCCAUGACAUAGCUUCAUCUUUUGGUUGGUAUUGUGGGGUAGACUAAAGACUAGAGCUUUGCUAACAAGUAGAGGUCUGAGAAUUGAGAAAGGGUGCUGCUUGUGUUGUAGAUAUGAUGAAACUUGUGAGCACCUAUUUUUUUAUUGUAUUUUUGCUAAAGAAGUGUAGAGGUUAGUCUUGGACUUCUUGAAUAUUCACAGACAACCAAAAAGGUGGAGUGUUGAAUGGCUAUGGUUAAAGAAGGCAUGUAAAGGUCGAUCGGCGCAGUCAAACAAGUUGAAGGCUGCGAUAGCUGCCACUAUAUAUAUGAUUUGGCAGGAAAGAAAUAGGAGAGUAACUCUUUGUAAGUUUUUGGUUGAAAAGGAUGUAUAUAAUGAGAUAGAUAAUUUUUUGAGAUUAAAGAUCUGAAGGGUGU
Rubroshorea leprosula is the source of this 1851-nucleotide messenger RNA. Lineage: Eukaryota; Viridiplantae; Streptophyta; Magnoliopsida; Malvales; Dipterocarpaceae. The record is from the annotation of a GenBank genome assembly.